UUUGAAAUGGUGUCCAUUACGAGGAAGCUAUUAAUUUUCAAAAUGGCGACGAUAGUAACUGAAUAGAAAAACCACGAUAAAUAUUUGUUAUUCUCUGUCGUUAAUCAUUUAUCCUUCGUUGUUUUUUUCAUAUUUCAUAUUUAUCGCCCACUUGUUAUCAUGGCGGCCACAUUAGAUUUCAGGACACAUGUGGACCAGUCCUGCAGAUAUUCAGAGGAGUUCGUCAACAUUUACUAUGACUGUAUGGACAAGAAGAGGAGGAACUUGACCCGACUCUACCUGGACAAGGCCACGUUGGUGUGGAACGGCAACACGGUGUCAGGUCAGGAUGCUCUGGGCGAGUUUUUCGAGUCUUUGCCAUCGAGCGAGUUCCAAGUGCACACGUUGGACUGCCAGCCAGUUCAUGAACAAGCCACCCAGGGCCAGACCACACUGGUCGUGGUCACCGGCGGCAUCGUCAAGUUUGAAGGAAACAAACAACGCUUCUUCAACCAGAACUUCCUUCUGACGGCACAGGCUUCCACCAACAAUGACCAGCCUGUUUGGAAGAUCGCAAGUGACUGUUUCCGAUUUCAGGACUGGAACAGCUGAGACCACCAUUCACCAUGCUUUGUACAUUCACAUUUGAAACUUGGAAAAAAAAGUUUUUGUAGUAAAAUAAUGACACCCCAACUCCCGUUUACAAAAGUUUAUUUCAGAAAUGUUGAAGGCAAGUGAAAAAUGGUCUAAUAAAUACAAAUAGAAUCAUUGUA
This is a messenger RNA of Cynoglossus semilaevis (tongue sole), 752 nucleotides long. It is a transcript of the gene nxt2, whose product is annotated as nuclear transport factor 2-like export factor 2. Bases 160 to 591 code for a protein of 143 amino acids. The record is from RefSeq and is a predicted model, not a curated record. The transcript has 4 exons. Gene Ontology annotation, biological process: nucleocytoplasmic transport. NCBI's taxonomy places the organism in Eukaryota, Metazoa, Chordata, Actinopteri, Pleuronectiformes, Cynoglossidae.